Molecule: messenger RNA, 1974 nt
Organism: Panicum virgatum (switchgrass)
Lineage: Eukaryota; Viridiplantae; Streptophyta; Magnoliopsida; Poales; Poaceae
Product: protein GFS12-like
Exons: 4
Coding region: 112-1974 (620 amino acids)
Biological process (GO): protein phosphorylation
Molecular function (GO): ATP binding; protein kinase activity
Source: RefSeq, a predicted model, not a curated record
CCGGCCCACAGCCCAGCCCACCCGGUCCGCUCUGCAUUCCGGAGGGGUCCGCAGCACAGAGGCAUCCGUCCCACGAAUUCGGCCGCGGCUCCUCCGAUCCAGCCGCCGGCGAUGGGCUGCUCGCCGGAGGCGGCCGCGGGGGCGUGCCCGGACUGCCUGGAGCGCCUCGUCCGCUCCGACCUCGGCGGCUCCCGCCUCUCCUUCGUCCACGGCCUCUCCGACUCCCCGCUCCCCUUCGCCGCUUCCGCCGUCGUCCAGAUAGCGUCUGAUGGAGCGGAGGAAACUAACGGGAGGCAGCAUUACUCCAGUUUUGUUUUAGUGGGCCUGGGCAGUAAAAAAUGUGACAACAAUUCCUUGGAGAAUGGUAUUCAUAAUGACACCCUGCCAGAGCAAACAGUAUAUAAUGAUGAUGACCAGGAUACUCAGCAAUCAGAUUCCUCUUCUGGCAAAGGAUGCAUUGAAGAUCAUGAAAAUCCCCCUGGGCUCAGUAAGCAGCAAAAGAUCAUAAGCACAAUUGCCAAAUUAACUCCUGUUUGCUAUCUCAGCAUAGACCACACUUCAGAGGUCGAAGAGCUUAUCUUGAGUUACCUGAACUUCUCAACUGAAGAGAAUGUGAUUAAUUCAUUAAAUCUGUUAUCUGAAAACAAAAUUAGUGGUUUAACUGGAUUAGAUUUCCUCAGUUUUGUUGGAUUUUCAGCAUUUGAUGACUUGCAUCCUUCUGGACAUGUGAGGCAUCCCAACAUCUUACCAGUGUUAGGUGUUCUAGAAACAUCUGAUCAUUGCUUCAUAUUACAUCCAAAGGCUCCAUACACUUUGGAAAAUAUCAUGCAUUACAGUCCAGAGGCAUUCUGCUCAGAUUGGCAUAUUAGAUUUCUUAUCUACCAGAUAAUAUCUGCUUUGGCAUACCUUCAUGAUUCAGGAGUUCAUCAUGGCAAUCUAAGGCCAUCAAACGUCUUGAUGUCUGAUUCCUUAUGGCCUUACCUGAGCAUAACUGAUACCUGCCCUGUAAAACACAGUUGGGGUUUUUCUGAUCUGAAAUGCUCACCUAACUCAUGCUGUUUUAAGGAGGACUGUUCCUCAAAAGCCAUUUAUACUGGUUUUAAACUGCAAUCAUCCUUGGAUUGGCAAUCUCACUUUAAGCAAUGGUGGAAAGGUGAGCUGAGCAAUUAUGAAUACCUUCUUGUCUUAAACAAGUUAGCUGGUAGAAGGUGGGGUGAUCCAGCUUUUCACACUGUGAUGCCUUGGGUAAUAGAUUUCACUGUGAUGCCUGAUGAAAGUUCUGAUAAUGGUUGGAGGGACCUAACCAAAAGUAAAUGGCGGUUGGCAAAAGGUGACGAGCAGUUGGAUUUUACGUAUUCAUCAUCUGAGAUUUCGCAUCAUGUUUCUGAUGAGUGUCUGUCAGAGCUAGCUGUCUGCAGUUACAAAGCAAGGAGGUUACCUAAGACCAUCUUAAGGUCAGCUGUGCGUUCGGUCUAUGAGCCCAAUGAAUACCCGUCUAGUAUGCAAAGGCUUUACCAGUGGACGCCUGAUGAAUGCAUUCCAGAAUUUUAUAGUGAUCCUCGGAUUUUCGCUUCGCUUCAUUCUGAAAUGAGUGAUUUGGCUUUGCCUUCCUGGGCAACAUCCGCAGAGGAUUUCAUUUGUCUGCAUAGGGAUGCUUUAGAGAGUGAUAGAGUAUCACAACAACUGCAUCACUGGAUCGACAUAACAUUUGGCUAUAAACUUUCUGGAGAGGCAUCUGUUAAAGCCAAAAAUGUAAUGUUGCCUCCUAGUGAUCCAUCUAGACCCAAAUCAAUUGGGCGACAUCAGCUUUUUACAAGGCCUCAUCCUAAGCGCCUUGUUAGCACCCCUCAUGCAGUCUACCACAAUAAGGGUCCGGUGUCGCCACGUGUCCCCCGAGGAGGGAUGCUCAGCACCAGCGGCCGGAGGCACGGACCUCCUCUGGCGGGAUCUCCACGUGUCUCCCGGGCCCUCUAA